GCACGUAUGUCGUCGUAAAAGCACUCGUGGCAUCCGCCGCCUUGCGAGGAUGAGCGCCGCCGAGACGUCGAUCUGCAUUUCCGUGCUUUGCGUGUACGUCCUCAGGGCCACGCCGCCACCCCGCGCCAUUAACCACUCGGCUUACGCGGCCGAGCCAUCCUUGGAAAUCCUGCCGAGCGGGGACAUACAGACGAAGGCAAUCGGGAAGAGCAUCAUCCUAACCUGCAAACCCAUCGUCGAAAACACGAAGCUGGUCUCGAACAUACAAUGGUUCGAUCCACAGGACCGCGAGAUCGACUCAUUGAACUCGUACCCGGCCCAUUCGAAGCCGUCGAUGUACACCGAGAUGCACCAGGGUAAAAUCUUGACCCUGUUCUUCAACUCUCUGCAAGAGCAGCAGGCCGGGAAGUACACGUGCAAAGCCACUUACGCGAAUUCGAUCCAGCUGCACAAGUCCGUGACAAUCGAUGCCAUAGUUGCGAUCACUUGGGAGAAUGCGCCGAUCAAUCAAUACCCCAUCCUGGGAGAGGACUUCUCUAUUCUGUGCAAAGUGCGGGCCAGGCCUUCGCCCUCGGUCGACUGGCUGUACAACGGCGAGUUAAUUAAAACGAACGAUCACUACAUUAUAGAAACGUUUGCCCUGAAGAUCAAGAACGUCCAGGAAUCCGACGACGGCAUCUACACUUGCCGAGCUUCCGUGCAGGCUACGGGAGAGCUGCAGGAACGAGACAUCCACGUCGAGGUCCACAUACGGCCGACGGUGGAGGAGCCGACUAGUCCGAUAGACGUGAUCGAAGGGGAAGACGCGAGCAUAAAGUGCAAAGCUCACGGCAAACCGCCGCCAAAAUACACCUGGGUGAAAUCACUCACGCACCAGAACCUCUCGAACGCAGACCGCUUCGGGGUGGACGCGGACACGGGCGUGUUGACCAUCACGAACGUGAACAGAGACGACUCGGGCGAGUACCAGUGCACAGCGACGAAUCUCGCCGGUACAGCCACUACGAACAUCAUGGUGAACGUGAUCGUGAAACCCAAGAUCAUAGAGUUCAUGAACAGCACCGUGGUGCAGGACAAGGAAGCUAGCCUAGUGUGCAAGGCCUUCGGUAGACCGCCACCCCAAGUCACCUUCAGGAAGCUGACCGCCGAGAAGCCUUACACGAAAGGGGCGCAACUGGACGAUGACAGAAUCGUGGUGACCAACAGCCCAGACGACAUCACCGGCGAGACAGUAGGCACUCUGACCAUCAGCGAGACUCUGAGAUUGAACGACGGAUUGUACGAGUGUAUCGCUGAGAACUCUGGUGGCGAGGUACGCAGGAACGGUCAUUUGACAGUGGAGUUUCCACCGUCCUUCGCUUCUAUGUCGAAUACCACUGUCUGGUCGUGGGAGCAGAGGCCAGUGAACAUCAGCUGCAUCGCUGAGAGCAUACCCAAUGCUACCAUUCGCUGGACCAUGUUCGGUGACCAGAAGAUUGACAACGAUGCUAUGAUCAAGCAACUGGGCAACGGACCCCUGUCCACUCUCAUGAUCAUGCCUCUGGACAAACGGUAUUACACCACUUAUAAAUGCAUCGCGUCCAACACCCAUGGCACACGGGAGCAUACCAUUGAACUGAGGGAGGCUACGAAGCCGGGAGAGGUGCAGCAGGUGAAGGUAGCCGACAUGACCGCGACCACCAUCAGAUUCGACUUAGAACCACCUGUCACGCAGCCAGAACUGGUCGUACAAACGAUCACUGUACAGUAUAAGAAGGAUGGUCAGACCUGGAUGGAGGCGAGCAACAUGACGUGGUCCGUUGGUUCGCACUACGUGCUGGGAAAUCUGGAACCGCACACCUCGUACGAGUUCCGGUUCGCAGCUAGGAACGAGGUCGGCCUGGGUAACUGGGGAGCCUUCCGUCGCGAGACGACGCCGGUGAAGACGUUCCCGAACGAGCCAAAGAUAAUAACCGAGUCAACGACGGAGUACACUCUGUCCAAGUUCAGCAAUCAAUACGAGGUGUCCUGGGUGGCGCCAGCCGACAACGGCCAGCCGAUCGACAUGUACGAGAUCAAGUACUGUCAGAUAAAACACGUCUCCGGCGACUGGGAGGUGCUGGAGGAUACCUGUCACACGAAGGACAUCAAGACGCAAGGAAGGCUGAGGCACUGGCUGAAGAACCUCUACUCGGACACGUUCUACCAGGUGGAGCUGAGGGCACACAACGCGAUCGGUUUCAGUAAGCCAGGCUCAGCGAAGUUUAAGACUGCCAGGGGUAUAGAUACUACUGUGCUUCAUCAUCAAGGACCACUGAUAUCAAGCGCAGCCAUAAUCGGUAUCGUGAUCGCGGUACUGUUCAUUAUUAUUAUCGUGAUCGACGUGAUCUGCUGUUGCGCCCAUAAAACAGGAAUCAUAUAUUACGUAUGCGAACGUUCCCGCCGAAAACCAGUGGACGAAGAGGACGCAAAACUUGGCAGAGACGAGAAGGAACCACUGAAGGAAGAGAAGAAAAUCACACCGAUCAUCGACUCGGGACUGCGUCGGGAGACAUCUAUCACGUUUGACGGGAAGAGAUCUGUCUCAAAGACCGGUUUCGUCGGCAAGGAUUCAGCUGUCUAGAUAUUCUUCCAGCGUACUAGAUUGUAAAUCAUCGUGGAAACACUAUUCUGGCCAAAGUGUUCUCGAACGAUAUGAAAAAACCAGCCCGAACAGAGUUUCGUGGUUGCUAAGAAUCUUCUCCUUUAACGAAUUCGAAUUUCAAAAAGUUUUGCGACUCUACUCGGGAUUUGCGCGGGGACAUAGAGCAACGAGAUACUCGAAGCUAUACCUCGUUCUCUGUUUCUAAAACCAGACAUGACGCGCCAUCUCGACACAACCGAACGAUGCAAAAUCCCAUUCGUCUGUUUCAUUCGUGAAAUAUCCAAUGGUUGACAGGAUAAUUUCCGCGUACAUUCUCUUGUCUGGGCCUCCUUAUCGAGAACACGACAAAGUGAUUAUAGCAUUUAUUCGUAAGCAUGCACAUUACCAAUUUGCUCGAUACAAAAUUCUCUGCACGUAUGAUCUUUCACAAGUCCCGACAAAUUCUUUAUUCAUAAGAGAAAUAAAUAUCUCUUCCUCCACUCCUCUCUCCUUCGCCAAUGUAAUAUCAUCAAAGCGUAUGAGACACAAGUGUAAUCCACAAUCUAUGAUAAACACGAAAUGUAUUGUGUUCCAAGAUCGUUUUGGGGAAAAAGAAGAAACUAUUGAUAUAAUGUAACUUAGCGAAUAUUGCAAAAAGGAGGAGUUAGAUAGAUCGCUUACACAAGAAAAAAGAAUGUACAAAAUUAAUCGCGAAAUUGGUAGAAUAUUGGUCGAUAAUUAGUAAUCAUUGCUUCGAGGCACCCUCUAGAUAAUCGCAGUCUAGUACGCUGGGUAGUGUACUGUGUUAUCAUGUGCACAGCACGAAACUGAAAGAAAAAAAGAAAAAAAAACCAGUUUACCUAUUCCAUACUGUUUCUUCUCCGUUAACAAAAAGGCAUCUUCUAACAUUUAGCAUAAAAAUAAGAGCUGAAAUUUGAAGAGCUAUUACAAACGAAGCAGGAACGAACGGAAUGGGUUUCUUCUUCUCUCUCUCUCUCUCUCUCUCUCUCUCUUUCUUUCUCUGUCUUUCUUCAACGAGGUUCGUCAAUUUACAAGAAUCUCUGAUCUAUGUAUAUACUUUGAAAAGUUUUCAUACUCCCUCGACAUGUUCUAUUCAUGUACGUUUCUCAAUUAGAAACCGUGUUAUAUGAUCCACAACACAGGUACAUUUCGUUUUUAUUGUAUUCAACAUGAUUCUAAACGACGAAUUAUCC
Messenger RNA from Eufriesea mexicana, 3816 nucleotides. RefSeq names its product neural cell adhesion molecule fasciclin 2 (gene Fas2). The transcript has 9 exons. NCBI's taxonomy places the organism in Eukaryota, Metazoa, Arthropoda, Insecta, Hymenoptera, Apidae. Gene Ontology annotation, biological process: dendrite self-avoidance; homophilic cell-cell adhesion; axon guidance. The record is from RefSeq and is a predicted model, not a curated record. Gene Ontology annotation, molecular function: cell-cell adhesion mediator activity. Gene Ontology annotation, cellular component: plasma membrane; axon. The coding region runs from base 50 to 2602 and encodes 850 amino acids.